This is a messenger RNA of Penicillium pulvis, 657 nucleotides long. RefSeq names its product ribonuclease P subunit p20 family protein. Bases 1 to 657 code for a protein of 218 amino acids. Gene Ontology annotation, cellular component: ribonuclease MRP complex; nucleolar ribonuclease P complex. Gene Ontology annotation, molecular function: RNA binding. The transcript has 2 exons. The record is from RefSeq and is a predicted model, not a curated record. NCBI's taxonomy places the organism in Eukaryota, Fungi, Ascomycota, Eurotiomycetes, Eurotiales, Aspergillaceae. Gene Ontology annotation, biological process: tRNA 5'-leader removal; intronic box C/D snoRNA processing; nuclear-transcribed mRNA catabolic process, RNase MRP-dependent.
AUGGGUAAAGGACCGUUGGAGCGACAGCUCCAGUUUGAAAAGCAGAACAAAGAUCUUGUCAAGCUACCAAAAUACGCGAAAGUUGAAAAACGCCCUAUCAACCACCCCCCAGUUGCCUCUCCUUAUGCAGGAACCUCUGUGCCAAAGAUUGUCUAUGUCUCGACUAGUACACCCUUCAUGAGUGCCGUGAAGCGCGUCCAGAAACUCCUUCGCCAUGCCGAGAAACGCGCAACAGCCAACAUCGAUCUUGGAGACACGCGCAAAACAGAGCAGCAGAAGCUUGCGGAGUUGACCAAGGCCGCGGAUAAGCGAGAAGAGAUUUUUUUAAAGGCUACGGGGAGAGCAAUUGAGAAGGCACUCAAAGUGGGCAAAUGGUUCGAGGAGAAGGAAACCGAGUAUGUGGUCCGUGUGACUACCGGCAGUGUGCUUGCGGUUGAUGAUAUUGUCGAGGAUGAGGAAAAGAAGAAGCUGGAGAUGCAAAAGGAGCAGCAACAAUCGAAAGACGAGUCGCUUCCUGAAAAGCAGGACCACGAAACCUCCAAAGCCGCUGCGAAGAAACGAAAGCGCCAGGCCCCUGCUGUAUCCGAUGAUGCUGAACUUCCUGAGUCGCGCACCCGUUGGGUCAAAUCGGUUGAGGUUGCCGUGAGUCUCAAAUGA